AUGGCCGCUCUCCGCUCUACCUCGACCCGAGUUCUCGGCUCGUCCGUCCGGACGAUGGCCAUGCGCCCCGGCGCCGUCUUCACCCGCUCAAUGGCUUCGGUCAGUGACGCGCCGGCCGAGCAGCAGCCGCGCAUGAAGACCUUCUCCAUCUACCGAUGGAACCCCGACACGCCGAGCGAGAAGCCGCGCAUGCAGUCGUACACGCUCGACCUCAACAAGACGGGACCCAUGAUUCUGGACGCCCUGGUCCGCAUCAAGAACGAGCUCGACCCAACCCUGACCUUCAGACGCAGCUGCCGCGAGGGUAUUUGCGGCUCCUGCGCCAUGAACAUCAACGGCCAAAACACCCUGGCCUGCCUGUGCCGAAUCCCCGCCGAGUCCGCCUCCGAAGUCAAGCUCUACCCCCUGCCGCACACCUACGUCGUCAAGGACCUCGUCCCCGACUUGACGCACUUCUACAAGCAGUACAAGUCGAUCAAGCCGUACCUGCAGCGCGACACGCCUGCGCCUGAUGGCAAGGAGUACCGCCAGAGCAAGGAGGACCGCAAGAAGCUGGACGGCCUCUACGAGUGCAUUCUGUGCGCCUGCUGCUCGACGUCUUGCCCCUCGUACUGGUGGAACGCGGAGGAGUACCUCGGCCCCGCCAUCCUGCUGCAGUCCUACCGAUGGCUCGCCGACUCGCGAGACGAGCGCAAGGCCGAGCGUAAGAGCAACCUCGAGAACAACAUGAGCCUGUACCGGUGCCACACCAUUCUCAACUGCACGCGCGCCUGCCCCAAGGGCCUGAACCCUGGCAAGGCCAUCGCCGAGAUCAAGAAGCAGAUGGCCCUGGGUGCAUAG
Molecule: messenger RNA, 840 nt
Organism: Purpureocillium lilacinum
Lineage: Eukaryota; Fungi; Ascomycota; Sordariomycetes; Hypocreales; Ophiocordycipitaceae
Product: succinate dehydrogenase complex, subunit B
Biological process (GO): respiratory electron transport chain; tricarboxylic acid cycle; aerobic respiration
Cellular component (GO): mitochondrial membrane
Molecular function (GO): 2 iron, 2 sulfur cluster binding; electron transfer activity
Source: RefSeq, a predicted model, not a curated record